This is a messenger RNA of Esox lucius (northern pike), 1039 nucleotides long. RefSeq lists its product as uncharacterized. Bases 79 to 780 code for a protein of 233 amino acids. The transcript has 6 exons. Lineage: Eukaryota; Metazoa; Chordata; Actinopteri; Esociformes; Esocidae. The record is from RefSeq and is a predicted model, not a curated record.
UCUGGACAACUACACCUGUUCAUUGAAGCCCCAGUGUCCACUCCUGAUCUGACCACUAAGUGUCUGACUGAUGGAGAGAUGAGGGUGUCCUGCUCCUCUAAGGGGGAUUUUGUCCAGUUUAACUGGACUCUGAUUGGAGACCCACUGAUAGACACUGAGAGGACUGUUGGUAAUGAGACAAACACCAUAACUCUGAAGAAAGGCUGGUCUGGAAUCCUCACCUGUCAUGUCAGGAACCACGUCAGCAAUGCUAACCACAGCAUAAAGAUAUCACAUUGUCCUGGGCUUAGAUUGGCUAACUGCACCUUCAUAAAUGGGAUGAGGAUAUUGGAGUGGGUGAAAGACCCUGUCAGUACUCUGUGUCUUGACCCUACAACAGUGAGCCCCAUUACUGUGACAGACGCCUCCACCAGUAGAAAUGUCACUGUAAUAGCGGGUUCUCUGGCAGGCCUGAUGCUUGUCCUGGUAAUUGUAUUUACAUUUUACUGUGUCCAGAAGAAAAAGAAACCUUUAAAGACGCCAGAUCUCGCUCUCUCUACAGUCACUGGUCACAGCCAGGAUGUGGAAUAUGCUGAUAUCAGGAUACUGAAGAGAGAGAUGGAACCGAAGGAGAGGAAGACACGGGGGGAAGUGGAGUACGGACAGGUGAAAGGUUCGAGAGAACCCAAACCACCAAUGGAGGUGGAGUAUGGACAGAUUACAAUUUUAGAGGGUCCCAGGAGGAAAGCAGACAAACCUGAGGAGAACUGUGUGUACGCCAGUGUGCAGAAAGGCCAGUAACCAAAGGACUGUCUAGAUACAAUAUUAGAGAAUGGGAGGGGAUUUGAGUUUAAAUUAUAAUUUACAUUGCAAAAAUCUCUCCUUUCUAUUGGUGUGUGAAGUUGUUCACUAAGUGCAUCUCCAGAGGUGGAUUGUCAUGCCAGUGAGACAUAUUGACCUGCCAGUGAGACACAUUGACCUGCCACUGUGUUCUCAAAUAAAUACCUUGAGCUACAAAACAAUAAAUACAUCAGCUAAACACUGAGUCUCUGAAACACAA